ACCGGCUAAAAGCGAACGGGGCUCAGGCAUCGCUGCGCCUCCGUUAAACGCCUUUAAGGAGAGAACCACUGCGGACUCUGUUUCCGACCGAAGCCAGGCUUUGCUCUGUCUUCCCCGCCGCGGCGCCAGGACGGACCCCUUAGGACCCGGCGGGCGGACGGGCGGGGCGAGGCGGGGCGCGCGGGGCGGGGCGGGGACGGUGGGAGGGUCGUGUAGACCCGGCUCGGACGGCGCGACGGCGGCGCGGGGUGCUCAGAACGCGUGUGGGCGGCCCGGGCGGCGUCCUACCCUCUCUCCAUCUUCGCGCGUCGCGCCCCGGCCCAGGGAUGCUGCUGCGGCCCCGCAGGCCGCCCCCGCUCGCGCCCCCCGCGCCGCCGUCGCCCGCCAGCCCCGACCCCGAGCCGCGGCCUCCCGGAGACGUCCCAGGGACCCCGCCCCGGAGGCCCGCCUCGCCCAGCGCGCUGGGGGAACUCGGGUUGCCAGUGUCCCCGGGCUCGGCGCAGCGCACGCCCUGGAGCGCCCAGGAGACGGAGCUCCUGCUGGGGACGCUGCUGCAACCGGCCGUGUGGCGCGCGCUGCUCCUGGACCGCCGCCAGGCCCUGCCCACCUACCGCCGCGUGUCGGCCGCGCUGGCCCGGCAGCAGGUGCGCCGCACCCCCGCGCAGUGUCGCCGCCGCUACAAGUUCCUCAAGGACAAGUUUCGCGAGGCGCACGGCCAGCCGCCCGGGCCCUUCGACGAGCAGAUCCGGAAGCUCAUGGGGCUGCUGGGCGACAACGGGCGCAAACGGCCCCGCCGCCGCUCCCCCGGGUCCGGGCGCCCCCAGCGCGGCCGCCGCCCGGCCCCCAACGCGCACGCGCCAGCUCAGGCCGAACCAGACGCCACUCCGCUGCCCACCGCCCGCGACCCCGACGCGGACCCCGCCUGGACGCUCCGCUUCAGCCCGUCCCCGCCGAAGUCUACCGACACCUCCCGCGCCCCCAGAUCCCCGCCAGCCCCCGCCCCGACCGCUCUCGCCACCUGCAUCCCCGAGGACCGCACGCCCGUCCGCGGUCCGGGUUCCCCGCCGCCGCCCCUGGCCCGUGAAGACCCCGACUCGCCGCCCGGCCGCCCCGAGGACUGCGCGCCCCCUCCGGCCGCGCCCCCGUCGCUGAACACCGCCCUGCUGCAGACCCUGGGGCACCUGGGCGACAUCGCGAACAUCCUGGGCCCGCUGCGCGACCAGCUGCUGACCUUGAACCAGCACGUGGAGCAGCUGCGCGGCGCCUUCGACCAGACGGUGUCCCUGGCCGUGGGCUUCAUUCUGGGCAGCGCGGCCGCCGAGCGAGGGGUCCUCAGGGACCCGUGCCAGUGAGUCCCGGCUGCGGCCAGCCUCCCCUUCCCAGGCCGAGGCCCCUCCGCCCUGCCCCCUCCUGCUGCCUUCCCACCCCCGCUCCUGGGUCCGUUCAAUAAAAAGAUUGUUUUCCUAG
This is a messenger RNA of Chlorocebus sabaeus (green monkey), 1467 nucleotides long. It is a transcript of the gene UTF1, whose product is annotated as undifferentiated embryonic cell transcription factor 1. The record is from RefSeq and is a predicted model, not a curated record. Lineage: Eukaryota; Metazoa; Chordata; Mammalia; Primates; Cercopithecidae.